CGCCAUCUUGAUAAAAUACUAGUGUCCAGUCCCUCACACGACCGGAAGCUGAAAACGAAACCUUUCAGUAAAAAUAAUUAUAACGGGUUUAUUUUUGUUUCGUUAUUUGAAGAACUACUUAUUAAAGUCUGAUAUUGAGAAUCUUGGGGAUGAUUUUUGAUCUCGCUUUUAAAUCUGUUAUAAAAAUCAGACAGAUUUGGAAAGGGACUCCAAACGACUAGACCCAGUCCAUACCAGCCUUGCCGUCGAAACGAAGCGCCCAUAUUCCAAGAUGGCGGACCAUUUAUGAAAAGGUUUCCAAAUUGGAUCAAAAAACCGUGUUUAAACACAGCGUAUGGUUAGAAAACUAUUAAGAUAUUAUAUAGAUAUUACAAGAAUGGGGAGUGCAUAUGAAGGGAUAUUUACUGUGCUGGAUGAGUUAGGGAUACCUGACUUAAAACAAGUGAUUGUUCAACAUUGUAUACAGGACAGAACAUUACAAUAUAUGGAGACAGAAGAUGAGCUAAAAAACCUUUUAAGGGAAAUAAAUAUACCUCUUGGGCAGUGCAUUCCUAUUAUAAAGUUAUGGAUUAAAUGGUGCUCAAGAAUUAAUGGCCCUGAAGUUACUCAGGGUGGUGAUAAAAUAGGUUUACAGUAUAAGGUGACCAUGGUGCAACAAGCAAUACAAGCAACUGUACCUACCGUCGAUGCCAUCACACAAACAUAUGAAGAGCAAAAUGCUUACUCACAACACCCUGGUGUAAUAGGAAGUGGCUACAACCACCCCCAGGGGAAUAACUAUGGUCAGUACUCUUUAGUAGAUCAGAUGAACAGCCUAGGAUUGACAAACCAUAUAGCCCCGGCUGGAAAUCAACAUAUCCAUAAUGGUGAUGCAGAUAUAAGGCCAAGCUUCAUGCCGCAACAGACCCCAGCACCACCCCCACAGGUAUUUGAGCCUCAAUUGUGGACCAAUAAUUUAUAUAAUUAUCAACCUGCUAAUGAAGACCUUGGAAGAAGUGGUUGGCUUGGAGUGUUAUAUCAGGGAGGUCCAAUAAUCACCUCAGGAAGCCGAGAGGUCAGUCCUAUCCAGUCUCCUUCUUUAAAUGAUAUGAUAGGCAUGGAGCAGAGUAAUGAUACCAGGCCUAGUAAUCAUAGAAUUAAUAGCUUUGAUAGACAUAAUGAUGUACUGGAUGAGAGGGAAGAUCUGGCGAUAGAGAGGUCAUUGGUGGCAGAGGAAAAGCAACAGUCUUAUGCAGCUGCUCUUAAGGAAAAGCAAAUUGCUUCUGCUAAAGCAGCAGAUAAUAAAGAAAUCAGACCUCRUUCAAGCAGCAUGUCCCACCCCUCUCCUCCCCCUUUAUCUAGCCCUCCAGCGUCAUUCACUAGUCCACCUCCUUAUAUCAAGUCCAUGUCUUCGCACACCCCAGUAAUACGUCCCAAAGACACAGCCAGUACCUUCUCUAAAUGUGACGAGAUCUCUGUAGAAAAUGCCACCAGUGGAGUCGUGGGAAAUAAUCUUAAAGAUAUUGGUACAGCAAGUCUUAGGUCCUAUCUAGAGAAGCUUAUGGCUAGUCAAGAAUAUAUAGAGGCCACAUCAAAACCUAAAUCUGAAUUACCCAAGGGUUGGUUACCAAUAGAUGGCAAGCAUAUCUUGUCAGCUCGUAAAAUCCAGUUUAAGCCUAUGUUUAUUGAUGAUAAAGGGCGCAUGCGACAUGGGGUGUCAGUGCGAGGUGCUGAUAAGUCUGAAGAGUGCUCAAGGCAUACUGUGGGAAAGGCUCCUGCGUAUUGUACAUUUGCGCACUCCCGGAUAGGCGAUACCCUACAAUUUAUAUGUAUCAAAUGCUCCUGCGAGAAGUCAAGGUAUACGUAUUGUCAGGAUAAGAAGGAUCACAGGGAAUAUAUUUUUAAUCUAGGUCCUUAUAAGAAUAUAAAUGGUGAGCCCUGGAAGCUCACCACAUAAGUCAUAUUAUUCACCCCAGAUAUCUGUCUGUCUGUCUGUCUGUCGCGAUCCUAACGACAUAGUAUUAUAUUUUAAAUGCUUGAGUAGAUUUUAUCAAUGAAUAUGGGGCCAAUAUAAGCCAAUCACUAGUGAAGAUUACUAGUUCUCAUGACUUAAUGAAUACUAUUAUUGUUACUUAGUUAGCAUACUAAAGUAUAUAACCUACAUAUGUAACAUGUGUGGUCCACCCUGUCAGACCCCCACUCCCGUCCACCCAAAGCUAGUUGCUACUCAUUACCACCCUCAAAAUGUUAUACUAAGGUUUAUUAACAAAAAGGAAUUAGAAGCAAACUAAAGAAAAACUUAUUAAGAAACACUUUAAAUAGAAUCUCAUAGCGCACUUUAUAUUUGACUUCACGAAUCACGCUGAGAACUGGGUUCCAAUAACUUAAUAAUAACGUGACAACAGUGCUAUUUUAUACGUUAACGAAAUGGUUAUUUCUUGAAUUAAGGUGAUUAGGUGGAAUGAAUUGUUUAAGUUGUCAUGGUGACCAGUUCGUGGCGUUGUUUCGAGAUCUUCGUCAAGUCAGGCAGUCCUUUCUUUGUAGGACUUUGCCUAUCAGUUUAUUCUAGGUAUUCGUUAUUUUAUUACACUUUUUAGCUAGCUAGCCACUUGAAAAGCAUUUUAUGUGGAUCUACUUCACUGGGAAAGUCAUUUGAGCCCACAGUCCUUGAUGCCACUUGAAUUACGACUGGGCAGCCACAGGUAUCCCAGUAAUGACGUCAUUGUUGGGUCUGUCUGCACUAUUUGCUUUGAUCACUAAAUUUACCUAACACAAUACCUCACUUCCUGUGAUUAGUCCUAAUAAGGCUGCGUACAACCGRAAACAGCCUCAUUAUAAUAUGUCACUGACCUAUAAGAAUGUGGGCUCAACUAUCUAUUUCCCCAAACCAAAUCGAGGCUCGGUGAUGUGUGUAUUUAGUUUAUUUACUUAUUGACUUGGAAGUCAAAAAUUCCUGUAUCUAUUUUAUUUUGUCCUUGAUUUCAUAGAUAGGUAUCUGAAGCUCUCAUGCUUUGCUUAUUUGUAAUGAGUAAUAAGGUCAGCAAUAAUUUGUCAAAUAAUGAGUUACCAUAACACGUGAUGUUACGACACGCAGUACCGUAGGUAGCUGUCUCCAGUAUAAAAUAUAUGACAAAAAACGAAUUUCUGCAUAA
Actinia tenebrosa (Australian red waratah sea anemone) is the source of this 3131-nucleotide messenger RNA. RefSeq lists its product as uncharacterized. Lineage: Eukaryota; Metazoa; Cnidaria; Anthozoa; Actiniaria; Actiniidae. The record is from RefSeq and is a predicted model, not a curated record.